GCGAGCUGGUUAAAAGUAAAGAGAACAUCAUUUUACAAACUGUGAAUAUCAGUGCAACAUUUCUACAAUUACUGCAAAAUAAUUAAAAUUAUUUAUUAAAUUAUUAUUGCAUUUGAUCAUAUCAAGAAAGAUCGAGGCGUUAUUAUUGUGACAUUAUAGGAUAAUAAUUUAUAGCCAUAAUGGAUGCAACAAUGGAUGUAACAGUGUCGUAUUUACCGACUAUAGGCUGUACUCUAUUUCUCGUGUUUAUCACAACGCUAAUUGCAUUAUACUAUUAUGUCGAGACUAAUAGAGCAGUUAAACUUGCAAAAAAGCUACCAAAUCCAUCGAGCUUACCAAUUAUAGGCCACACAUUAAUAAGUUUGGGAUUAUCUCCAGAAAGUUUAUUACGUGUAGCUCUUAAACAGCUUGAACAGUAUGGAUCAGUAAUAAGCAUAUAUUUCGGAACAAGAGUAAUAAUCGCUCUGUCUGAUCCACAAGAUAUUGAAAUAAUCUUGGGUAGCUCUGUGCACCUCGACAAAUCCGUGGAAUAUAAAUAUUUUCAACCAUGGCUUGGAGAUGGUUUAUUAAUCACAACUGGCGAUAAGUGGCGCAGGCAUAGGAAGGCAAUAGCGCCCACAUUUCAUAUGAGUAUUUUAAAGACAUUUGUACCUUUAUUUUAUGAAAAUAGCAUGGAUCUUGUUAGACGGCUUCGCGAUGAAGUUGGAAAAGAGUUCGACUGUCACGAUUAUCUAUCAGCUGUAACGGUUGACAUUUUAACGGAAACUGCAAUGGGAGUCAGAAAAGAAAAAAGACAGAAGACCGGAUACGAUUAUGCCAUGGCUGUAAUGAAAAUGAGUGAUAUCCUGCACAGAAGACAUUAUGAUUUUUCAUUGCGUUCUGACCUAAUUUUUAAACUUACAAAGUUUGCAAAGAAGCAAGAAAAACUGCUCAAUAUUAUUCACAGUCUAACAGAUGGUGUAAUUAAAGAGAAAUCUCAAGAUAUCAAAGAGAAUGUAAAACGACAAAAGGAAAUGCAAAACGACAAAUCGAUGGAAAGUUUGAACAUGACCAAAAAUGAAGAAAAUGACAAAAAUAUUACUACUAAGUACACAAAACUGCAUUAUGUAAGAGAUGAUCUCGAUGAAAUAGAUGAAAAUGACACAGGUGAAAAAAGACGACUCGCCUUUCUAGAAAUGAUGUUGGAUUUGAAAAAAAAUGGUGGGCAAAUGACUGAUGAGGAGAUUCGAGAGGAAGUAAACACUAUUAUGUUUGAGGGUCAUGAUACUACGGCAGCUGGCUCGAGUUUCACACUAUGCGCCUUAGGAAAUCAUCAAGAUAUUCAGGCCCGCGUUCAUGAAGAAUUGGAUACAAUUUUCGGCGAUAGCGAUCGGCCAUGCACUUUUCAAGACACUCUAGAAAUGAAAUAUCUCGAAAGAGUUAUUUUGGAAUCUUUGAGACUUUUCCCACCGGUACCUUUGAUUGGUAGAAAACUUAAUGAAGAUGUAAAGAUAAUUACAGGCGAUUAUAUCCUUCCAAAAACUGCCACGAUACUGAUUGGACAAUUCGCAGUACAUCGUUCGGAGAAAUAUUAUCCAAAUCCAACAGUUUUUAAUCCGGACAAUUUUCUACCCGAAAAAAUGCAACAGAGACAUUACUAUUCCUUUAUUCCAUUUAGCGCUGGACCAAGAUCUUGCGUGGGACGGAAAUACGCUAUGCUGAAAUUGAAGGUUCUGUUAUCGACAAUACUUAGAUAUUACCGUGUCACUUCAGAUGUGGUAGACGACGAUUUUAUAUUGCGAGCUGACAUCAUUCUAAAAAGACACGAUGGAUUCAAGAUUAAGCUUGAGCCGCGCAAGCCCGUAUCUUGUAUAUAAGAAGAGAAACAGCAAGAAGUUAACUUUUCUUUUUCUGCGCAAACUAAAUCUAAACGUGUUGAUAUAUACUUUAUUAAGAGUUUCAUGUUCCAUAUAUACAUUUUGGAGCAGUUCUUUUUGAAGAACUUUCUAUCUAUAAUAUUUUUCCAGAAUAAUAUUUAUGUGAUGUGUGUUGAGAUAUAAUCAAUAAAUUAUUAAAUAUAUAUUUAAAAUAUAUAUAUCUAAAAAUAA
This is a messenger RNA of Cataglyphis hispanica, 2087 nucleotides long. Its product is annotated as cytochrome P450 4g15-like. NCBI's taxonomy places the organism in Eukaryota, Metazoa, Arthropoda, Insecta, Hymenoptera, Formicidae. The record is from RefSeq and is a predicted model, not a curated record. Gene Ontology annotation, molecular function: iron ion binding; oxidoreductase activity, acting on paired donors, with incorporation or reduction of molecular oxygen; heme binding. Bases 180 to 1856 code for a protein of 558 amino acids. The transcript has 8 exons.